This is a messenger RNA of Monodelphis domestica (gray short-tailed opossum), 3845 nucleotides long. It is a transcript of the gene ACBD6, whose product is annotated as acyl-CoA binding domain containing 6. Lineage: Eukaryota; Metazoa; Chordata; Mammalia; Didelphimorphia; Didelphidae. Gene Ontology annotation, molecular function: fatty-acyl-CoA binding; protein binding. The record is from RefSeq and is a predicted model, not a curated record.
AUGGCUUCCCCUUACCCAGCCCAGGGGGCCACGACUGGCGACAGCGGCGGAGAGCUGAGCUCCGGGGACGAGUCUGGGGACGUGGGGGAUUCCCCUCCCGGGCCCGAGAGCGAGGCCCCCAAAAGCCUGGUGGAGCUCUUUGAGAAGGCGGCGGCUCACCUGCAGGGCCUCGUCCAGGUGGCUAGCAGGGAGCAGCUCCUCUACCUGUACGCCAGGUACAAGCAGGUCAAAGUUGGAAAUUGUAAUACACCUAAACCAAGCUUCUUUGAUUUUGAGGGGAAACAAAAAUGGGAAGCAUGGAAGGCUCUUGGAGAUUCAAGUCCUAGCCAAGCAAUGCAGGAAUAUAUUGCCUUGGUUAAAAAAUUGGAUCCAAAUUGGAAUCCUCAGAUGCCAGAGAAGAAAGGGAAAGAAGUAAAUGCUGGUUUUGGUGGACCAGUUGUUAGUUCUUUGUAUCAAGAAGAAACUAUCAGAGAAGAAGACAAAAACAUAUUUGAUUACUGCAGGGAAAACAACAUUGAACACAUAACCAAAGCCAUCAGAUCAAAAAAAGUAGAUGUGAACAUGAAGGAUGAAGAGGGCAGGGCUUUACUCCAUUGGGCAUGUGAUCGAGGACAUAAGGAGCUAGUAACAAUCCUUCUGCAAUAUACAGCUGACAUAAACUGUCAGGACAACGAAGGCCAGACAGCCCUACAUUAUGCCUCUGCCUGUGAGUUCUUAGACAUUGUGGAACUGCUGCUGAAGUGUGGAGCUGACCCCACCCUACGGGACCAGGAGGGCUGUCUGCCUGAGGAGGUGACAGGCUGUAAAGCCGUCUCUUUAGUACUCCAGCAACACACCGCUGGCAAAGCUUAACUCCAAAGCUGGGAAGUUGCAGCCUUUACUAGCCCAGGGCUUCAAUAAUGAAAGAAAACUACAAUAAUAACCCUUCUCUGCCACUCUUCUUUGGUAUGCAUUGGCUAAUGAGGAAUAGGACAUUCAGAGAUGUUGACUGGUGGUUCAAAACCUAAGCGAUUCAUCCUAUCUGCAUAUAUUUGGGAGAAUAGAUGAACUUAUGUGCUGUGCAUAAUGUGAUCUAGUUAUUUGGAGCAUGCUCUGAUAUUCAUAACUGCUCAAGAGUGCGGGGAAAGGAAGCAAAUCAUCCUUCACAACAUUAAAUGCAGCUGCUCUUUAAAAUAUAGAUAUAUAAGCAAAAUGGACCAUUUUACACAGAAAAUGAGGGCAUCUAUUCAUAAAAUACCUUGUUUGGUGAUAACCAAAUAGUAAUUGGCACUAACACAACUGGAGUAGACAUUCCAAGUGCUCCUCAUUUGACAGUCAAAAUUAGAAAGGAAAAAGAAGUUAGUGAUCAAAAGCAGUAAGGAAAAAGUUUGUUUGCAUUAAUGAGAGAUAUGAAAGUCAUGAGGAAAAUCAGCUGCAUUAUGAAAAACCCCAGACUCUGGAUGUUUUAGAAUAGGAUCCAGCAAACUCUGAAAGGAGGAGACAUUGACAGUGGGCAAAGCCCCAGUUAAGCCAGUACUUUUCUCCUAACCAACUUGGGGUGGGGGCUGAGGGGAAGAGAGGGAUUUCCUUAGUUUCCAGCCUUCUCCCUCCAGAUAGAAUGUUUGUAUCAGAAGGUUGUCAGCAUUAUGUUGAGUAAGAGUCUUCUAAGAUCUUUUAAGUCUUUUAGGCAUGUAGUGAUGCCUAGUUGCCACUAAGAUAACCUCUGUUGUUAUUAAAGCUGUUGUUAUUAAAGGAUGCCCUUUAAGCAUGGUGCCAGCGUCCAUGCUGUGCUCCAAGUUUACCCCUUUAUCCUGGCUCAGCCUAAUGCAGGAAAUUAAAUAUCAUACAGACCAAGUAUGCUCAUUAAGAUAGGAAGUUAGUUUGAGGAGUGUAGCAGACAUCAUCAUUAAAAUAGUAACAGGCCAGCAUCUCAGAACUUUGGUGGUGGUGAAGCUUUUCAUCAACUUGUACCUCCUCUAGGGAAUGCUUCCAUGACAGAAGUCAGGCAUGUUGACUAGUGCCUGUCCUGUUUGAUUAUUCUCAAGCUUACUUGAGGACUUAGAUCUUCUAGGAUAUUGACCAGCAUCUUUCACCAGUAUUCAGUUUCUAAUUGUUUAAAAAUCUGGCAUGCAUGUUAGAGCCUCCUGAGGUUUCUAUGGCAUUCUUAUAGAACUUUGCCCUUACCGUGGAGCUUCUUUCGCAGCAUUCAAGCUACAUUACAGCUCACUUUUGACUUUAUUCUGCUGUGUAUCCUUGUGUGUGUAAGAAUCCUCUUCUUGUUGCAGCCAAAAUGCAAAAAGUUGUUGCAUGCCCUUUUUAAAGUUAAUGUUACUUUUGUGCAUAUUAGUAACAGAACAAAUUCAGUAAAGUUUUUGUUCUGUACAGGCUAAAAAGUGCAGCUACUUGGGCCCAUUUACCUCUGUUCACCUGAUUCUGCAAACAUUUAUUAAGCACCUGCUCUGUGCAAAACAAAAUUCAUCUUUGUCAACAUUUGAAAGUUUGACCAUGAUAUAUAUUAGCCAAGCUUUCAGUUUUCUAUUCUCUCACAUAAAAAAAAAAAAAAUCAGUGGAACUUAAGUGAAAGAGCGUUUAUUUUUUGUUGGUUUUGCUUUGAAAUUUUUGUGUUCACCUCUACCACUUUAGGUCAUUCAUUGAAUCAGUUUAGAAAUAUCAAGUGCAUUUUAAAACCAGUUUCAAAAUAUUUAACUUCUUUCAUUGUUACUAUGAUUUGAAUUCAAGAAAAUGUUUACAAGAAGCAGUUAAUUAUGUAAAUUAUCUCUUGUAUCACAAGAGUUGUGUUAGCAUUAUCCAUUACAACAGUGAUAACCUGGUUUGUUUUCACUUCCCUUUAACUCUUCUUGAGUUGUAAUAAAAAUAAUUAUACUCCUACCUGGAGCAUUUUAGGUUAGUAUUCUUUGAGUUUUCUUGCUGAAAGUGAAGGAGCUUUUCCCACGCAAAGAGUAUAUUUUGAGGCAGAAACUCGGCUAUUUAUCUGAGUACCUUCUUAUGAGGAGUACAUGAUGAGCUAAUGAUUCCAUACUAUUUAAUUGGAUUUUCCAGUAGUUUAAGCUAGAGAGCACCAUACCUGAAGUCAGGAAACAUUGGUUCAGGUCCUGGUCUUGGUAUUUAUUCUCUUUCUGACUCAGAUCAAGUCUACCUCUCUAGACCUGUUUCCUGUAUAGAAUGAGGAGAUAAUUGUUCAUGUCCCUUUCAGCUCUAAAUCCUAUGAAUAAACUGGUUUGAGUGAGGAAAUGUUUUAGUGUGGGUUCAGCUGUGAAUACUGGAUAUGUUAAUAACAGUUCAAAUGAAUCCUAUUCAAAGAUAUAAUGGGAAAUAUUAUGGUUCUACUAUAAAAACCAACAAAUGUUUAAAAUCACUUUUCAGAUAACACUGUUAUUUGGGGGAAGGGAAGGAAUAGUUUGAGUUUUAUUGGCUCAGAUAUCUUUUUUCCACAUCUUUCUUGUUUGAUAUUUCUGAUGCAACAGAGUAUUGUAAAAUUUGUAUUACAAUCAGUAUCUGUGGGGUUAGAGCAAUCUUUGGGUUAGAAUGAAUCAUAUGUGAGUGUUAUAACUAAAAAAUUAUCAAACCCUAUUUAAGAUUCUCCUUUGCAUCCAUUAUCCCAUUGACCUUUAUCAUUUUUCACUUUUUACAUUCUCAGUUCAGUAUUCUACUUUAAAAUCUUGUCCUAUUAUCCUAGUACCAGUGUCCAUACAUAAAAACACAGCUGACCAUCAUUUUUCAUUUCCCAACAAAAGUACUAAUAUAACUUUAUUUCCCUUCUUACUGAAUUUUAUCAUCAAAAUUUCAUUGUUGGUUUGUUUAUUCUAAUACAUAGACAUAAUAAACCUUUACAAUCUACAUGCUAA